AUGGCAGAGGCGGAGUUGCACAAGGAAAGGCUGCAAGCCAUAGCAGAAAAAAGAAAGAGGCAGACUGAAAUAGAAGGCAAGCGGCAGGAACUUGACGAGCAGAUACUUCUGCUGCAGCAUUCCAAGUCCAAAGUGCUUCGGGAAAAAUGGCUGCUGCAGGGUAUCCCCGCUGGAACUGCCGAAGAGGAGGAAGCCAGGAGGCGGCAGUCUGAGGAAGAUGAGUUCAGGGUCAAACAACUGGAAGAUAACAUCCAGAGGCUGGAGCAGGAAAUACAAGCGCUAGAAAGCGAAGAGUCCCAGAUAUCUGCCAAAGAGCAAAUCAUCCUAGAGAAACUAAAGGAGACAGAAAAAUCCUUUAAGGACUUUCAGAAGAGCUUCUCCAGUGUGGAUGGAGCUGUGUACGCCAUGGAAAUUAAUGUGGAGAAAGACAAACAAACAGGAGAGACCAAGAUUCUCUCUGCAUCCACCAUUGGCCCAGAGGGGGUCCAUCAGAGAGGAGUCAAAGUCUAUGAUGACGGUACCAAAGUAGUAUAUGAGGUGCACUCAGGAGGCACUGUGGUAGAAAAUGGAGUGCACAAGUUAAGCUCAAAGGAUGUAGAAGCGCUUAUUCAGAAGGCGGGACAAUCAAGCUUCAGAGGAGGGCACGUGUCAGAAAGAACUGUGAUCGCAGACGGGAGCCUCGGCCACCCGAAGGAACACAUGCUCUGCAAAGAAGCCAAGUUAGAAAUGGUACAUAAGUCUAGGAAAGAUCAUUCUUCCGGGACCCCAAGGCAGCAGCCCCAAGCCCCCAGCACUGAAGGGCCCGAGGCCAACUUGGAUCAACCAGUCACCAUGAUUUUCAUGGGCUACCAAAAUAUCGAGGAUGAAGAGGAGACGAAGAAGGUGCUAGGCUAUGAUGAAACCAUCAAGGCGGAAUUGGUCCUCAUUGACGAAGAUGAUGAGAAGUCAUUGAGGGAGAAGACAGUGACAGACGUGUCCACCAUUGAUGGGAAUGCAGCCGAGCUUGUGUCCGGGAGGCUGAUCUCAGACACCACAGAGCCCUCAUCCCCAGAAGGAAAGGAAGAGAGUCUGGCCACAGAGCCAGCCCCAGGUACCCAAAAGAAAAAGCGCUGUCAAUGCUGUGUUGUCAUGUGACCACUUCUUUCUUCCCUUUUCUUCUGGGCAGCCUCUGGGCUCUCUACCACUUCCGUAGACCUCACUGUACCACUAACUGCAAUACUGUGAA
Messenger RNA from Neomonachus schauinslandi (Hawaiian monk seal), 1225 nucleotides. RefSeq names its product paralemmin-2. Gene Ontology annotation, biological process: regulation of cell shape. The coding region runs from base 1 to 1134 and encodes 377 amino acids. The record is from RefSeq and is a predicted model, not a curated record. NCBI's taxonomy places the organism in Eukaryota, Metazoa, Chordata, Mammalia, Carnivora, Phocidae. The transcript is spliced from 6 exons. Gene Ontology annotation, cellular component: membrane.